Molecule: messenger RNA, 3922 nt
Organism: Podarcis raffonei (Aeolian wall lizard)
Lineage: Eukaryota; Metazoa; Chordata; Lepidosauria; Squamata; Lacertidae
Gene: P4HTM
Product: prolyl 4-hydroxylase, transmembrane
Exons: 9
Coding region: 315-1793 (492 amino acids)
Biological process (GO): peptidyl-proline hydroxylation to 4-hydroxy-L-proline
Cellular component (GO): endoplasmic reticulum
Molecular function (GO): procollagen-proline 4-dioxygenase activity; calcium ion binding; L-ascorbic acid binding
Source: RefSeq, a predicted model, not a curated record
AGGGGAGGAGAGGCAAAGUUGCCAGGAUCUAAAAUGGCCGGCAGAGCGGCUGAAGCCAAAACACUUUUUUAAAAAUCCUUUAUACGGGCCAGCACCCUCUCGGACUUCGUCCCGGCCAGCGCCGUCCGGUUGCCUUCCCUCCGCUCUCCUCCCCCCCCCACUCCUCCAGGCCAAACUAACGGGCCCGGCCGCGCGCUCUUUCGCCGUGCGUGAUGACGUAAGGGGAGCCUGCCCGGAGAAGCCGCCGCUGUUCGCGGGGUGGUUGCCGUGGUAACGGUGCCCAGCUCCCAGGCCGGAGCGGGCCGGGCCUAGCCAUGGCUGCUGCGGCGGGGGCAGCUGUGGCGGCGGCGGCGGCGACGCCGGACGAAGACCCCCGCCCGCUGCCGGGGCCUUCCUUUGGGCGGAGGGCCGUGUGCUCCCGACCCUACUUCGUGGUGCUGAUGGUGUUCGCGCACCUCUACGUGCUCAACGUGCUGGGCUUGCUGCUCUUCGUGCACAUUAGCUCCGACGACGGGGAGACGGAGCCGGGCAAGGAGGGACCCCCGGGCCCCGCACAGGACCCGCCCGCGCCGCCCUUCUCCUCCCCGGGAGGAGGAGGAGGCUCUCGCCCUCACAGCCUGCCUCGCCUCGAGGGCAUCAAGGUGGGCCAUAAACAGAAGGUGGAGCUGAUUCCUAACAAAAUCCAUGUCAUGAAAACUCUCAGCUUGAAACCACUCCUUUUUGAAAUUCCAGACUUCCUGAGUGAGGAUGAAUGCAAGUUAAUUAUCCACUUGGCUCAGCUGAAAGGGCUGCAGAAAAGUCAGAUUCUGCCCACAGAUGACUAUGAGGAAGCAAUCGAAAUGAUAGAUAUCAGCCAGAUGGAUAUAUUUAAUCUACUGGACCACAACCAGGAUGGACAGCUGCAGCUCAAGGAGGUACUGACACACACCCGUCUAGGAAACGGCAGGUGGAUGACGCCUGAGAGUAUCCGGGAGAUGUACUCUGCCGUGAAAGCAGACCCAGAUGGCAAUGGUGUGCUGAGUUUGGAGGAGUUUAAGCAGCUGAACAUUCGGGAUUUUCACAAGUAUAUGGGCAGCCAAAAAGUGAAGAUGAGUGACCUGGUGCGGAAUAGCCAGCACACGUGGCUGUAUCAAGGCGAGGGAGCCCACCACGUCAUGCGCUCCAUACAGCAAAGGGUGAUUCACUUAACCCGUCUGCCCUCUGAGAUUGUGGAGCACAGUGAACCCCUGCAGGUGGUGCGAUACGACCAAGGCGGGCACUACCAUGCCCACAUGGACAGUGGACCGGUGUUCCCUGAGACUGCCUGCAGUCACACCAAACUGAUUGCCAAUGAAACUGCUCCAUUCGAGACCUCGUGCCGCUACGUGACAGUUCUGUUCUACCUAAAUAACGUGACCGGAGGAGGAGAGACCACUUUUCCGAUAGCUGACAAUAGGACCUAUGAAGAGCUGUCUCUCAUCCAGAAUGAUAUUGACCUACGUGACACUCGUAAACACUGUGAUAAGGGAAACCUACGUGUAAAACCCCUGCAAGGCACUGCUGUUUUCUGGUACAAUUACCUGUCAGAUGGAGAAGGCUGGGUUGGCGACCUAGAUGAAUAUUCUUUGCACGGAGGCUGCUUGGUCACCGAAGGAACCAAGUGGAUUGCCAACAACUGGAUCAACAUUGAUCCCAACAAGAGGCGACAGCUCCAGUUCCAAGAGGAGAUGGCUCGAUAUACAAACAGUGCGGAUGAGGACCAAAGCGAGUGGACUGUGGACAAAUCCUACAGCAACGUACAUGUGGAGCUGUAGUGCUUGGAGAUGCCUUUUCGUGGACUUGGAAGAAACUUUUUUUGCACUAGCCAUUUUCAGCCCUCUAAUCUCCCACUUUCCCCCCAUCCCCGCAUAUCUCAGCAGAGAUUGCUAGCUGCGCUCCAGCCUAGACUGGAGAAAACAAGGGACUGGAUAGGGAGGUAUGGUCUGGAAUGCACUGUGAAAGAGAACUGGUGAGGCAGGAGAAAUGAUCGCGGCUGGGUUGUUAGGGUGCAGUUCUCACCUGCAUCUUUUUUUUAAUGUCUGGCUUUGGUUCUGGGUCUCUGAGCGAGCCUUCCCCAUGGCAUGUGCAGUCAGUUAGCCUCCAGGUUUGUUGCUCUUCUUCAUCCUGAGCCAUUUCCCCCCGCUGGAAUGCAGUUCUUCUCCUUGAGCUGGGUUUGCAGCUCUCUUCCUGGCACCUGCCCACCUGCUGCCACAAGAUCUCGUAAAGCAGCAAAACUGAUCUCAGAAAGUGUCUCUUCUCAUUCUAGGUGGUUCUCUAGGGGGCAAAAGCUGUCGCUCCUAGCACUCACAGGCACAAGUACAUAAUAAUAGGUAAACUUUAUGUAAGGGGGUCUUGAGCAGCUGUAUGUUAAGGAAGUUUCAGGAUUGAAGGUGCUGGAGUCAUUCCAGAUGAUUUCUAAUGCUCAUGGAGAAUUUUUCUCAGGGUCAGACUUGGUUCUGAAUAAGGACAUGGUUCUGAAAUAUUUAUUGUGUUGAUUAUCGGGGGGGGGUGUUCAAGUGUGCAAUAGCAGCUGGUGUGCUGUAUUUGUUGAGAUUUUCAUUUCAGUAACUUGAUUUGUGUGCUCGGUUGGGUUUUCCCCCCUCUGUGAAUCUGUUUGGAAGGAGUUUUCUCCCACCCCCAGACAUGUUCCACUCCAUUUAGUGUCUGGUUUGGGCCAACAGCAUACUCACAUCAUGUUCCUUCUUGCAGAUGGAUAUAUACAAUCAUGAACGUAAGAAGAUUCCUGUUGGAUCAAACUAAAGGCCCCUGUGUACCAGCAGCCUGCUUUCCACAGUGGCCAAUCAGAUUCCUCUGAAAAGCAGGGCAUGAAACUGAUCAGGACAUGAAACUGAUAGUCCUUUUCCAUUGUUGCUGCUCAAGAGACAGUAGGGAUGCGGGUGGCACUGUGGUCUACACCACUGAGCCUCUUGGGCUUGCCAAUCCGAAGGUCAGCAGUUUGAAUCCCCGCAACAGGGUGAGCUCUCGUUGCUCUGUCCCAGCUCCUGCCAACCUAGCAGUUCGAAAGCACACCAGUGCAAGUAGAUAAAUAGGUAUCGUUGCGGCGGGAGGGUAAACGGCGUUUCCGUGCGCUCUGGUUUCCGUCACGGUGUUCCAAUGUGCCAGAAGCAGUUUAGUCCUGCUGGCCACAUGACCCGGAAAGCUGUCUGUGGACAAACGCCAGAAAGUGAGAUGAGUGCCGCAACCCCAUAGUCGCCUUUGUCUAGACUUAACUAUCCAGGGGUCUUUCACCUUUACCUUUUUGCUCAGGAGACACAUGGCAUCUGAACAUGGAGAGCGGGAUUCAGCUAAUGAGUCCCAUCAAGGGAAGCCCUGUGCAAGGACUGUCGCUUUGCACCCUCUGAAAUUAGUUCUGGGGGAAUUGGGAGAGCCCCUGGAACAACAUGCGGAGGGAGAAAAGGAGGGAUUAUUCCACAAGGCAACCCAAAAUGCUUGAUGGAGUAAUCACCUAAGUGCAAUGUUGAAUUCCUCCCUUAGCUUUCAUAUAGCCAUCAUGGGUAGUUGUUGAUUGCCUUAUCCUGCAUGAAUUUGUCUAAUCCUCUUAUAAAACUAUCUAAACCAGUGGCCAUCAUCUUGAAUGCCAUAAAUGUAUUAUUCAUUGUGUCCAGAGGUACUUCCCUUCAGUUUGUCCAGAAUCUCUUCUGCACCAUGCAUAAUUUUACAAACCUCUUUCAUGUUUCCCCUUACUCAAUUCCCUGCUCCCCAAACUAAAAAAACACCCCAAGCAACAGUCCUUUUCUGCACCUGUUCCAGCUCUACAAUAUCUUUUUUGAGAUGAGGCUAAUCAGAGAGGCUUUCCCCCUGUAAUUGAACUUGAAGCGUGAGCCAGAGUUGGCCCUUUUCCCUUCUGUGUUGGCCUGAGGAUAUAUUUCUUUCUAAUAGGUGU